Messenger RNA from Bolinopsis microptera, 1091 nucleotides. Its product is annotated as programmed cell death protein 2-like. NCBI's taxonomy places the organism in Eukaryota, Metazoa, Ctenophora, Tentaculata, Lobata, Bolinopsidae. Gene Ontology annotation, cellular component: cytoplasm. The record is from RefSeq and is a predicted model, not a curated record.
AUGGUACAUUUAGGUGUAUGUGACGAGCCCGUCUUCUCCUCCUCUGUCCCUAACUUCACAGACAGUCAGCUAGGCGGAGUCCCGCACUGGCUGACCUCCACCUCCACUGUACCUGCCUGUACACUCUGUGGUGCCUCCUCCCACCUGGUAACCCAGCUGUACGCCCCACUCCUAGACUCACCUCACCACCGUGUGUUGUACUUGUUUGGUUGUGGUGAGGUGGGGUGUCAGAACAAGAGUGGGGCGUGGAGUGUGGUAAGGGAGGUAUGUGAGGUGGGGGAGGUUGUGAAGGAGAGUGUGACUGUUGUGAAGGGGAAGAGUGAGGUGUUCUCUGAUGAUUGGGGGGUUGAUGGUGAGGACUGGGGAGGUGGUGAUGGUGAAGAGAUUCUAGGAGCGCUUACUAGUACAACCGAACAAAUAACUCAGUCUAUGAGCCAGCUCCAGGUAAAAGAGUGCAGCUCAGUUGGUCACAUAGACCAAAGUUCUGGUGUUUAUUUCCCUCCUUUUUAUUUGUAUGUCAUGGGGGAACCAGAAGCGGAUAUUGUGAAUAAAUCAGACCGUAAGAAAUAUAAUGAGUUUGAUGAAAUGGCUGAGGAAGGUGGAGGAGGAAAAGAAAAAUAUGAAAAAUCCGAAGUUAAAGACAAAGAAUUUUACAAGUUUUACAAAAAAGUCAAACGAUGCCCUGAACAAUGCAUCAGAUAUGAUCUCGGUGGAAGUCCUCUUCUCCAACCCCCUGAUAUCUCCAUUCCUAACUGUCCUAAAUGUCACUCUCCUCGGCGCUUUGAGUUCCAACUCAUGCCAGCUCUAAUAUCCAUCCUGAACUUCCCUCCAAUAAAAGGAGCUGCUAGCUCCAAAUCUCUAGAUUACAGAACUGUUAUAAUAUACACUUGUCAGAGAGAUUGUGUGAUCUCAGAUAGUAGUUCAGAGUAUAUUGUGUGUGUUCCUGAGCCUGAUGUGGUGAUACCCUCACAGAGAAGUGCAGAUGGGAACUCUCAGAGUGGUUCUUAGAGGAUUUAUUAAAAGUAGGCGGGCUCCUGUCUAAACUAUUUUAAAAGCUUGUUUAGAGGGAUCUAGAUUUGUAAAUUAUUAUG